Messenger RNA from Notolabrus celidotus (New Zealand spotty), 2543 nucleotides. RefSeq names its product bile salt-activated lipase-like. The record is from RefSeq and is a predicted model, not a curated record. NCBI's taxonomy places the organism in Eukaryota, Metazoa, Chordata, Actinopteri, Labriformes, Labridae. The transcript is spliced from 11 exons. Bases 615 to 2315 code for a protein of 566 amino acids. Gene Ontology annotation, biological process: synaptic vesicle endocytosis; presynaptic membrane assembly; neuron cell-cell adhesion. Gene Ontology annotation, cellular component: cell surface; postsynaptic specialization membrane; synapse. Gene Ontology annotation, molecular function: neurexin family protein binding; triacylglycerol lipase activity; sterol ester esterase activity.
GUGGUUUGAUAAGAUGUGUCAUCUUAGUGUCAACUAGAGUUCACUCUCAUCAGUGUUUAUAUGAUGAAUACAUAUUUACAGUAAUGUUCUGGAGAUAGUAUUGAAUGAUCCACCUUCUGAAUAUUAUUUAUCUGCUAAAACAAAACUUAACUCAUGUUACAUUUUGAGAGCAGGACCUUUUCCUGCAGAAAUGGCUGUUACACUGUUGUAUUUGUAUUUGAUUAAACAAUCCAAGGACCUCCUCCAUCUCUAAUGAACAUUUUAAGUGAAGUACACAAAGUGAAUGAUGAAAAAUUGAGGUUUUUAUUGAAUAUAAUUUUACCCUCCUUGAUAUUUUGGCUUUACUCCCAUCACUUCUGAUACGACUUGUACUCAUGCAACUUGUCCCGGACUCCCACUGUACAUAUCUGACUCACUGCAAACAAAAUCUACCCACGGGUACAAAUACCGUUACCUUAACUUUGAACCUUGAAGCUUGUGCCAACUAUACAACAGUGGGGAAAGCAGGCCCACAGUUAUAUAGUUGUGGUCAGGGGCAGGUUGGAUCAGGUUAAGUGUGAGGGGUUUCCCUUAUAAAAGUCUGGCUGACGAACAACCUUGUUUCAACAAGCACGAUGGCAAAGCUGGGAAUAUUGGUGGCUGUUGCUGUGUUUCUGGAGACGGUCUCUGCGGUUUCUCUAGGUGUUGUGAACACAGAGGGAGGGAUGGUGGAGGGCGAGAGCAUUCCUCUUGGGCCCUUCCGUCACAUCGACGUCUUCAGAGGGAUUCCCUUUGCUGACAACCCUGGAAGGUUUCAGAAACCACAGCGUCAUCCCGGCUGGGAAGGUGUUCUGAAGGCCACUGAGUACAAGCCCAGAUGUCUUCAGUUGAACACCCUCAUGGUCGACACCAGUGGCAGUGAGGACUGCCUUUACCUCAACAUCUGGGUUCCUCAUAACAGUUCAGUAUCCAAAGAUUUAGCGGUCAUGAUCUGGAUUUUUGGAGGAGGCUUCCAGAUUGGUGGCUCCAUGGGUGAGCACUUCCUGGAAGACUAUUUGUAUGAUGGGCAUGAGAUAGCAGACAGAGGAGAUGUCAUUGUGGUGACACUGGGAUACCGUGUGGGAACUCUGGGCUUCCUGAGCACUGGGGACUCUGACUUACCUGGAAACUAUGGUCUGUGGGACCAGCAGGCUGCCAUCGCCUGGGUGAACAGGAACAUCCGCUCUUUUGGAGGAGACCCUGAGACCAUCACUCUCUUUGGAGAGUCUGCAGGUGGAGCUAGUGUCAGCAUGCAUACUCUCACUCCUUACAACAAAGGGCUGUUCAAGAGAGCCGUGUCCCAGAGCGGGGUCGCUCUUGCUCCCUGGGCUAUCACCAAAGACCCCCGCAGGUUUGCUGAGGAGAUUGCUCUGAAGGUCAACUGCCCCACCAAUGAUUCUAUGGCUGCCUGUCUGAAGAUGGCUGAUCCUGUGAAACUUACCUUAGCUGGCAGUAUCAAUAUAACCAGUUCACCUGACAACCCCAUUGUGAACAACCUGGUCCUCUGUCCUGUGGUCGAUGGUGACUUCUUGCCUGAUGAGCCGAGUAAACUGUUCCACAAUGCUGCUGAAAUCGACUACAUCGCUGGAGCGAACAACAUGGACGGUCACAUCUUCACUUCUCUUGAUGUUCCCUCAAUCAACUUCAAUGUGUUUGACACACCUGCCGAGGACGUGAAGAGGCUCCUGGCUUCAUACACUAAGGAAGGCGGCGAGGCCGCUUUAACUGAGGCCUACUCCUUAUACACCCAGAACUGGGGAUCAAAUCCCAGCCAGGAGACCAUCAAGAAAACCAUUGUGGAUAUUGGAACAGACUACCUCUUCCUGGUUCCUACUCAGGCUGCCCUCAAGCUUCAUACUGCCAACGCCACGACUGGUCGUACCUACUCCUACGUCUUCUCUCAGCCCAGCCGUCUGAGUGGCGUCACCUUCCCCAGCUGGAUGGGAGCAGACCACGCUGAUGACGUGUCGUACGUGUUCGGAAAGCCUUUCACCACUAUCAUCGGCUACGUGCAAAGCCACCGCGACGUCUCCCGCUACAUGAUGAACUACUGGACUAACUUUGCCAAAACUGGAGACCCAAACAAAGGAGAAAGUGUGCCCACUACCUGGCCUGAGUUCCCCAGCCCUGGACACAAGUACCUGGAGAUCAAUUCUGAUAUGGACGAGGACUAUGUGAGACAGGAGCUUCGAUUACCUUUUGUUAAUUUCUGGACCGUUGUCCUCCCCAAACUCUCUGAAGCCAAUUUUGAACAAAAAGCUUCUGCCAACGCCUCUGUGCCUGAGGAAACCUUGUGAGCAUCAGUAAAGGUUCCUUAGAAAUAAAUUGAUGAAUAUAACAAACAAUUUCCUCUGGAUUUUUUCAAGAUUCUCUUUCUUUAAGGCUCAGCAGUAAUAACUGAGGCCACAGCUAACUAACUGUUUGGUUUGGGGCUUGUUCUGUGUGUGCAUUAUUAGUGGUGCAGUGGAGUGUUUAAACUUACCCAUAAACUAAACUCUAGACAAUAAAAGGUAUGAUGAUAUGGA